This is a messenger RNA of Sugiyamaella lignohabitans, 786 nucleotides long. It is a transcript of the gene SPS19, whose product is annotated as Sps19p. The record is from RefSeq and is a predicted model, not a curated record. Bases 1 to 786 code for a protein of 261 amino acids. The transcript has a single exon. Gene Ontology annotation, molecular function: oxidoreductase activity, acting on the CH-OH group of donors, NAD or NADP as acceptor. NCBI's taxonomy places the organism in Eukaryota, Fungi, Ascomycota, Dipodascomycetes, Dipodascales, Trichomonascaceae.
AUGACUGAUUUUGUUAAUAGCCUUUUCUCGCUGAAGAAUAAGAACGCUAUUAUCACUGGUGGCACACGUGGUAUUGGUGCAUCUAUUGCAGAGGGUCUCGCAGGAGCCGGAGCCCACGUCAUCUUACUGCAAAGGGACCUGUCAAACACCACCACCGCUGACAGAAUUAAAAAAGCCGGUGGUCAAGCUACAAUAAUCGAAUGCGACUUGGGGGUUAACAGUCAAGUCAACAAUGUUGUCCCUAAAGUCUUGAAGAUUGUGGACCAUAUUGAUAUUCUUAUUAAUUGUGGAGGAAUUCAAAGGAGAUUUCCUGCUGAAGACUUCCCAGAGCAAGACUGGGAUGACGUUCUACAGAUCAAUCUCAAGUCUGUAUUUUUGCUCAUUCGUAAUGUUGGCAAGCACAUGCUAACCUCGGAUCGUAAAGGAAGAGGCAAUGGAAAAAUAAUUAGUAUUGCCAGUCUCGUUUCGUUUCAAGGUGGUCUGACAGUACCUGCGUAUACAGCAGCAAAACAUGGUAUCACCGGUAUUACCAAAUCGUUUGCAAACGAAUGGUCAUCAAAAGGUAUUAAUGUGAAUGCUAUCGCUCCUGGCUAUAUUGCUACUGAUAUGACCGAUGCUCUUAUGAAGGACGAAAAUAGAUCCAGGCAGAUCAUGGAACGCAUUCCUGCCCAAAGGUGGGGUAAGCCUUCAGAUUUCAUGGGCCCCGUUAUUUUCCUGUCGAGUCCCGCCAGUGACUAUGUGUGUGGUGAUUGCAUGUUGGUAGAUGGUGGAUGGAUGGGUCGUUAA